GUGGAGGAGUCCGGAGAGCACGUUAUCUUGGGGACAGGAGAGCUCUACCUGGACUGUGUCAUGCACGACCUACGCAAGAUGUACUCUGAGAUCGACAUUAAAGUUGCUGACCCUGUUGUGACUUUCUGCGAAACGGUUGUGGAAACGUCAUCACUCAAGUGCUUCGCUGAAACGCCGAACAAAAAGAAUAAGAUCACCAUGAUUGCUGAGCCCUUGGAGAAGGGGCUGGCUGAGGACAUCGAGAACGAAGUGGUGCAGAUCACGUGGAACAGGAAGAAGCUGGGAGAGUUUUUCCAAACAAAGUACGACUGGGAUCUGCUGGCUGCCCGGUCCAUCUGGGCCUUCGGACCGGACACCACGGGACCAAACAUCCUGGUAGACGACACGCUGCCCUCCGAGGUGGACAAGGCGCUGCUCGGCUCCGUGAAGGACAGCAUCGUUCAAGGCUUCCAGUGGGGCACCAGGGAGGGGCCUCUGUGUGAUGAGCCCAUCAGGAAUGUCAAGUUUAAGAUCCUGGACGCGGUCAUUGCUCAGGAGCCUCUCCACAGAGGAGGAGGCCAGGUCAUCCCCACAGCCAGGAGAGUGGUGUACUCCGCUUUCCUCAUGGCCACUCCGAGGUUGAUGGAGCCGUAUUACUUUGUGGAGGUUCAGGCUCCUGCUGAUUGUGUAUCUGCUGUUUACACAGUGCUUGCUAGGAGAAGAGGUCAUGUGACCCAGGACGCACCUAUUCCAGGCUCUCCUCUCUACACCAUUAAGGCUUUCAUCCCGGCCAUCGACUCCUUUGGCUUUGAGACCGACCUCCGCACACACACACAGGGACAGGCCUUUGCGCUGUCCGUCUUCCACCACUGGCAGGUAACACAGCCCUCCUAA
This is a messenger RNA of Notothenia coriiceps (black rockcod), 873 nucleotides long. RefSeq names its product elongation factor Tu GTP binding domain containing 2 (gene eftud2). Gene Ontology annotation, biological process: mRNA splicing, via spliceosome. Lineage: Eukaryota; Metazoa; Chordata; Actinopteri; Perciformes; Nototheniidae. The transcript is spliced from 8 exons. Gene Ontology annotation, cellular component: cytosol; U4/U6 x U5 tri-snRNP complex; U2-type catalytic step 2 spliceosome. The record is from RefSeq and is a predicted model, not a curated record. The annotation marks the transcript as partial. Gene Ontology annotation, molecular function: GTPase activity; GTP binding; U5 snRNA binding.